Tetrapisispora phaffii CBS 4417 is the source of this 1458-nucleotide messenger RNA. RefSeq lists its product as uncharacterized. The record is from RefSeq and is a predicted model, not a curated record. The transcript has a single exon. Gene Ontology annotation, molecular function: ATP binding; protein serine/threonine kinase activity. Gene Ontology annotation, cellular component: cytoplasm. Bases 1 to 1458 code for a protein of 485 amino acids. Gene Ontology annotation, biological process: autophagy; peptidyl-serine phosphorylation. Lineage: Eukaryota; Fungi; Ascomycota; Saccharomycetes; Saccharomycetales; Saccharomycetaceae.
AUGUUAGCUGAUUGUCAAAUUAAUAACUUUGUAUUCGUUUCUCAAAUCGGAUCGGGCGCGUAUGGUGUGGUCUACAGAGCUGUAGACAUCACCACCGACAAGUGCUAUGCCAUCAAGUCUGUAAUAAAACCUUCUUCUUUCAACCCUGUUAAUUCUAUUUCAGCCACAGGUAACUUGAAGAAGGGUAAUGUUUUAUUGACACAACUGUACCAUUAUUUCAAAACUUUCCAAAAUAAAUUAUUCUUACCGACAACAGAUCUACAGUCGAUCAGAGAUCUGUCUCAAGAACAGCUACAAGCCACUGUGCCGCACUACAGGGAAAUCGCAUUGCAUCUGAAAGUGCAAGAUCACGAAAAUAUCGUCACUGUGCACCAGGUUUUGGAGUCUCCAUUGGCUACUUUCAUCGUCAUGGACUAUUAUCCAACAGACCUAUUCACCUCGAUUGUGGAACACCAACAUUUCGCAAAGGAUGGUCUAUUGAUUAAAAAAGUCUACUUGCAACUAUGUUCCGCCUUACAGCAUUGCCAUCAAUUAGGUAUAUACCAUUGCGACAUCAAGCCAGAAAAUAUCCUGUUAGAUGAUGACGACAAUGUCUAUCUCUGUGACUUCGGUUUGGCUACUACGUCAGACCAUUUGGCUCCAAAUGUCUGUGUAGGCAGUUCUUACUACAUGGCUCCAGAGAGAGUUCUAUGUGUAAAUCCAAAUGAUCUCUUCCCAACUGCCACUGGUGAUGUUUGGUCAAUUGGCAUCAUCUUGAUAAAUUUAGUUUGCAUAAGAAAUCCGUGGUCAAAGGCACAUCAAAAUGAUGAAAGGACUUUCCAUUAUUUCACUAAAGAUAGCACGAUAUUGAAAAAAAUCUUACCUAUAUCUGAUGAGCUUUAUUCGCUUUUGGCAAAGAUUUUGAAAAUAGACCCAUACGAAAGAAUCGAUAUCACGUCAUUAAUGUAUGAAGUUAGUCAAAUCACUAGUUUUACUAAGGAAGGUUGGUUAAAUACCGUCCCACCAUUAACUUCUUCACAGUAUAGAAAAUACAUUUACUGCAACAGUAAUAACAGCAGUGUAUUAAGUGAGAAUGAAAAAUCAAAUGAACCGCCAACAAUUCCACGCUACAACAGUCCUUUUCAAAGUAACUCAAUUAGAACAGCUCCUCAGCCUUUUACUCCAAAUAAAAUUGUCCCGCUGUUACCAGGCGACGAUGAGGAUAACUAUCAACACUAUCCACCACAAGUUCCGAAACCAAAUUGCACUACUAGUCCAUCAUCAAGCAAAACUCAAAGUAGUCAAUAUACAUUGGGUAGAAAUUGUUUGGAUAAUAAAGUUUACAAUGUAGGGGUGAAAACGACUGAUAAUUCAAAAUCAUCGGAACAAACUCAAUAUCAUCCGUUCUCAAAUAGUUUGCCAUAUUUGCAAAUGAACUUACCAACAGUUACAAAUAGGUCCACAGAUAGCUAUUGGUAA